UGCUGGCCAGGCGGCCGGAGCUGGAGGUUUCUAGGAUGGCAGCGGUCCCUGAGCGCUCCUCUCUCGCCUCCGCGCCCUGCCUGGGCAGUGCAGUGGGUCCUUCCCAGCCGGCUCCGCCAGCUCCGGCGGGUUUACAUCUUCAGCGCUGUCUUCCUCAUGCUUCCCCCUCGCCAGUGCGUUGGUUUUAAGCCCUUGCUGGUGUCUUUCGAGGAGAGGGAAUGGUCACUUGUGUCCGUGCUCACUUGGGUUUCAUGAGACAACGCCUGCAAGGAUUAAAACAAGGUGAGCCAACCAUGACGGGCAAAACACAGACCAGCAACGUUACCAAUAAGAAUGACCCCAAGUCCAUCAACUCCAGGGUUUUCAUCGGCAACUUAAAUACAGCCAUUGUCAAAAAAGUCGACAUUGAAGCUAUUUUUUCAAAGUAUGGAAAAAUCGUUGGCUGCUCCGUUCACAAAGGGUAUGCUUUUGUUCAGUACAUGAGUGAGCGCCAUGCAAGAGCUGCUGUGGCUGGAGAAAAUGCCAGGGUCAUCGCAGGCCAGCCUCUUGAUAUUAAUAUGGCAGGGGAACCCAAACCGUACAGACCAAAGCCUGGAAACAAGAGGCCCCUUUCUGCUCUUUACAGGCUUGAAUCAAAGGAGCCAUUUCUGUCUGUUGGUGGUUAUGUCUUCGACUAUGAUUACUACAGAGAUGACUUCUACAGUCGGUUGUUUGAUUACCAUGGCCGUGUGCCUCCGCCUCCUCGAGCUGUCAUCCCACUAAAGCGUCCCAGAGUGGCUGUCACUACCACACGCAGGGGAAAAGGAGUCUUUUCCAUGAAGGGGGGAUCCAGAUCUACUGUUGGUGGGUCAUCUUCAUCAGGCUCCAAGUUGAAAUCAGAUGAGUUACUGACAAUCAAGAAAGAAUUAACCCAGAUCAAAACUAAAAUUGACUCCUUGCUAGGGCGCCUGGAGAAGAUUGAGAAACAGCAAAAGGCAGAAGCAGAAGCUCAGAAGAAGCAGUUGGAGGAGAGUAUAGAGCUGAUCCAAGACGAAUGUGUGUCAGAGAAUGCAGACCACUCCAUAGAGGAGCCUGCUGAAGGAGGGCAAGAAGCGGAUGGAGGAGAGAUGACUGAUGGGAUAGAGGAGGACUUCGAUGAAGAUGGGGGUCACGAGCUGUUUCUACAGAUAAAGUGAUCUGAAGUAGUGUACAAUAGUGAAAAAGAAGAAGAGUGAAACUGUGACAUGUGGCGGAAUGAGGAAGGCGAUUUCAUAAUGCACAGCAGCAUCUCUGAUUCAGUUUAUAUAAAAUCCCCAGUCAUACGGACCGUAUUGUUCACUUUCAAAACUACCGUUUCUUCUGUGUUACGAGCUGUAUAAUUGUUGUUUCAUCGUUUACAUUGCAAAUAUGUUUUCUCCUUUGCUUAUUUUUUUAGUCUUACGUUGUAAAAGACAUCAGUGAGUGAUGAGAGAGACACUGUACACAAAUGUAUAUUUGUAAAAGCUAUUUUUAUGAUUAGCAUGUGUCAUCAUGGAUCACACAGUCAUGUGGUGUUGCAAUCCGACAUUUAGAGCUUGUUUCCAACAAUGUCCUAAGAAAAAUAUACACUGUAUGCCAGUUUUUAUAAUUUAAUUUUAAUUCAUAAUUUAAAGAACCUUAGACCAGUAGGAAAACUAUUUGAAAAGCUAUAUUUCUGCCCUCUAUAAGCACCAUUUUAUUAAUAAAGAAUGCUGUUAUUUCAGAAGUGAUGCAACAGUUUAAGGACUUUGGUUUGACCUGUGAGCAUGCUUGGCUCUAGUGAGCUGAAAUGAUCCAAUCAUCACCUAUUACUUGAGUCUGACUGAGAUUCUGUGGACAGUUCAGUACUCACACAGAUGAGAAGUAGAUUGAUAAGAAAAAGAUUGUCUUGUCCUGGGAUCCAAACGUUUCAGGUAGUGCACACGCCCUCCAUCUCAUCUCUAAGCCCUCAGAAUCCUCCAUUCCUAAGCAUUGUGUUUUCCAAAUACUCUUGGCUAUUGUCUUGUGCAGUGGAAAUGGGAGAGACCAUCCCCACAGGCUAUAGGCACAUUCAGCACAUAAUUUCUUAAUAAAUACUGGUUCUUUUAA
This is a messenger RNA of Psammomys obesus (fat sand rat), 2085 nucleotides long. It is a transcript of the gene Ralyl, whose product is annotated as RALY RNA binding protein like. The record is from RefSeq and is a predicted model, not a curated record. Gene Ontology annotation, molecular function: RNA binding. NCBI's taxonomy places the organism in Eukaryota, Metazoa, Chordata, Mammalia, Rodentia, Muridae. Gene Ontology annotation, cellular component: nucleus. The coding region runs from base 219 to 1175 and encodes 318 amino acids. The transcript is spliced from 9 exons.